This is a messenger RNA of Psammomys obesus (fat sand rat), 616 nucleotides long. It is a transcript of the gene Gast, whose product is annotated as gastrin. The record is from RefSeq and is a predicted model, not a curated record. Gene Ontology annotation, cellular component: extracellular region. The transcript is spliced from 3 exons. Gene Ontology annotation, molecular function: hormone activity. Lineage: Eukaryota; Metazoa; Chordata; Mammalia; Rodentia; Muridae. The coding region runs from base 150 to 464 and encodes 104 amino acids.
UUUCUCUUGCUGUGGGGAGUUUGGCCUCACCUGGAAGGAGGGCCUGGGAGGGACCUUGAGGGCUUUAUAAGGCAGGCCUGGAGCAGUACGCAGACGAGACCUGACCAGCCGCCUCAACAGCUACCCACCCCACCAGCUCUGCAGACGAGAUGCCUCGACUGUCCCUGUCCGUGCUGAUCUUAGUGCUGGCUCUGGCUACCUUCUCUGAAGCUUCUUGGAAGCCUCGCUCCCAACCUCAGGCUGCCUCCUCUGGACUGGGGACCCACGGGGCCCUGGAACCACAACAGCUGGACCAGCUGGGCCUAACCUCUCACCAUCGAAGGCAGCUGGGGCCGCAGGGCCCUCAACACUUCAAAGCAGACAUGUUCAAGAAACAAAGGCCAUGGAUGGAGGAGGAAGAAGAGGCCUAUGGAUGGAUGGACUUUGGCCGCCGCAGCGCUGAGGAGGAGGACCGGCAUGAUUAGCAUCAGUUUUCCAGAGUCCAGUCCACCCACAGCUCUGUCCUUGCAAAACAUAGAAAAAAAAUAAUAAACUAGCUUUCGGUGUAGCAUUGAGUCAUGUCACGUGCUUGAGUGGAGAGGGGUUGAGGCAGGUGGGAGAGUUGAGCACACCUUAG